AGACAGUGAUGGAAAACAUAUGAGCAAUAACAAGCCUUAAUCUCGCUCCUCAGUACUAAAAUGGGAUAAUCUGGAGAAGCCGUUUAUUCCAGUGUCACCCAGGGUGCCAGCUGCACCGGGGAGUGCUGGGGGGCAGGCAUCCCCAGGACACCUUCGCAUCUUCUCUCCUUCAGAAAACAGGACAACGCUGACAUUCUACUGCCCUUACCCUUGGUGUGUGCUGGAAAACAACACUGUCACAGGACUGCUCUAGCCUUACAAGGUCUGAGAAGACAUGAAGGAGUACGUGCUGCUCCUGCUGCUGGCUUUGGGCUCUGCCAAGCCCUUCUCCGGCCCUUCGUAUCUGACCCUGAAGAACAUGAUGCUCAAAGACAUGGAGGACGGGGACGACGAUGACGACGACGAUGACGACGACAAUGCUCUCUUUCCAACAAGGCAGCCGAUGAUGCCCUUCUUUCCUUUCGAUCUGUUUCCCUCAUGUCCCUUUGGCUGCCAGUGCUACUCAAGGGUGGUCCACUGCUCCGACCUAGGUUUGACAUCGAUCCCAAACAACAUUCCGUUCGACACCAGACUGAUAGACCUUCAAAACAAUAAGAUCAAGGAGAUCAAAGAGAAGGACUUCAAAGGACUCUCUUCUCUUUAUGGCCUCAUCUUAAACAACAAUAAGUUAACCAAGAUCCACCCCAAGGCCUUUCUGCCCGUCCAGAAGCUUCGAAGGCUCUACUUGUCCCACAACCUGCUCACCGAGAUCCCUAUCAACCUUCCCAAGUCACUAGCAGAGCUCCGGAUUCACGACAACAAAGUGAAGAAGAUACAAAAGGAGACCUUCAAAGGGAUGAAUACUUUACACGUCCUGGAAAUGAGCGCCAAUCCUCUGGAAAAUGAAGGAAUAGACCCAGCGGCCUUUGAAGGCGUGACUGUCUUUCACAUCAGAAUUGCAGACGCAAAGUUGACCUCUGUCCCAAAAGGCCUCCCAUCAUCUCUACUGGAGCUUCAUUUAGAUGACAACAAAAUUUCCACUGUGGAACUUGAAGAUUUUAAACGAUACAAAGACCUACAAAGGCUGGGCCUUGGGAACAACAAGAUCAAAGACAUUGAGAACGGCAGUCUUGCAAACAUUCCACACAUACGAGAAAUCCAUUUGGAAAAAAACAAACUGAAAAAAGUUCCCCCUGGAUUACAGGACCUGAAGUACCUUCAGGUGAUCUUCCUCCAUUCCAAUAACAUCACCAAAGUCGGAGUCAAUGAUUUCUGUCCCACGGUAACAAAGAAGAAGAAGUCCUUAUACAGUGCGAUCAGCCUAUUCAAUAAUCCCGUCAAAUACUGGGAAGUGCAGCCGGCCACCUUCCGGUGCGUCCUAAGCCGCAUGAGCGUCCAGCUCGGGAACUUCAGAAAGUAGUGCUCAGGAAGGAUCGAGAAGCCAUGCACCCAAAAGUGUUGCUUUCAGGAUACUUGAAGUCUGCUAAGGUUGGACAGCUCUCACCCCCACUUAGUCUUUGAUUUGGACGUUGUAAAUAGGGCACACAAUUUGACAGGUCCUUCCUCGAUUUACUUGACAAAAACUAUGGCAGAAUUUUACAAAAAUAUUGGCACACACCAGCAAUUAGGGGGACAUCUCGGCUUCUUUUUACAAAGAUCUUGUCAAAUGACAUGCUUCAAAAUUUCUUUCUUUUUUUUUGUUUUUUUUUUUUUUUUUUACUAAAAAUGCAAGAUAACAGGCAAAGACUUUGCCCUUACGGCUUUUUACUAACCAUUUUUAAAAAGGAGAAUAAUGCAUGUGAAAUGUUUGAAUUCCGUACAGGUCAAUUCACUGUUAGAAAAACAGAAUUGACAAGGACAAUGACAUGAAGGGCCUUGUUCUAUCACUGAUGAAUCAGGAAGUACUGUAAUGUUCUCUUUCUAACGGCAUAAGCAGGAUUGAGUAUUAUGAAAAGAAAAUCCUCCUGGGCUCCCAACAGGGGGUGUCUGAUCCACAAUGAGUCCCACAACAUCCAACAAAGGUCACUGCACCUUGCCAACUUCCCAGCAAUGAAAGGUGGGCUUGGACUGGGUCACAUGUUUGUUCUUAGGAUAAUUACAGAACUAAGUAGAAAAACCAUAUAUAUAUAGGGAGUUAGUGAGUUUCUACUAGAGCAACUCUAUAAUCGCCUUCUCCAUUAUACGAGUUAUCUUUGUACGCUUUUAUGUCAUAUUGCUAGACCAUGUGCAAUUAAUUACACAGUGUAACCUCACUACCUGGGGCAUCUUUGAGGGAGAUCCGUUGCCUUCCCCCGGUCAGAGGAGCCCAGAUUCUAGACCAUGGGGUAUGUGGUAACCAAAGAUUCCCUCCAAGCUGAUCAAACUAGGUAGCAUUAAAAGAUAUUUGUUUUAAGAGAUUUGGUAGCUUAUGUAAAAUAUACAAAUAUUUAAAGUUCUCUAUAAAUAUCAGGAAUAUUUUCUAUAUCUCCUUACCUGUAUAUUUAUUAGCAGUAUUCAAGAUAAGUUAAGUAAUGUUUGAGAAUAAGGGAUACAUUAUUAAAAAUGUUUGAUUCAUAUCCAA
Messenger RNA from Trichosurus vulpecula (common brushtail), 2539 nucleotides. It is a transcript of the gene ASPN, whose product is annotated as asporin. The transcript has 8 exons. The record is from RefSeq and is a predicted model, not a curated record. NCBI's taxonomy places the organism in Eukaryota, Metazoa, Chordata, Mammalia, Diprotodontia, Phalangeridae. Gene Ontology annotation, molecular function: protein binding. Bases 275 to 1399 code for a protein of 374 amino acids.